Leptosomus discolor (cuckoo roller) is the source of this 1059-nucleotide messenger RNA. The record is from RefSeq and is a predicted model, not a curated record. NCBI's taxonomy places the organism in Eukaryota, Metazoa, Chordata, Aves, Leptosomiformes, Leptosomidae.
AGGCAGUGGUGCUUCUUGGUAUCUGCAAAGUUUGAAUUGUCUCAAGACCUAGAGACACGACAGUUCUGUGCCAAUGACCCUGAAGUGUUUGUCCAGGCAGCACUGUUGGCUCAGGAUUAUUGUGAUGCCAUAGACCUAAAUUUGGGUUGCCCCCAAAUGAUUGCAAAGAGGGGUCACUACGGAGCAUUUCUGCAAGAGGAGUGGGAUCUUCUUCAGAGAAUGAUUUUACUGGCUAACGAGAAGCUCUCUGUUCCCAUCACAUGCAAAAUCCGCGUUUUCCCAGACAUUGACAAGACAGUGAAGUAUGCACAGAUGCUGGAGAAAGCUGGCUGCCAGCUGCUGACUGUGCACGGCCGUACUAAAGAACAGAAAGGACCACUUGCUGGCGUGGCGUCUUGGGAGCACAUUCAAGCUGUCAGAAAAGCUGUAAGCAUUCCUGUGUUUGCAAAUGGAAACAUCCAGUGUCUCAGUGAUGUGGAAGAAUGUAUCCGUAAGACAGGAGUGCAUGGUGUCAUGAGUGCAGAAGGUAAUCUUCAUAACCCAGCUUUGUUUGAGGGCCGAAACCCAUUGGUGUGGGAGAUGGCUGAGGAGUAUCUGGAGAUAGUGCAGAAGUACCCUUGUCCAUUGUCUUAUGUUAGGGCUCAUCUCUUCAAGCUCUGGCAUCACACGCUUCAAGUUUACCAGCAGCUGCGUGAAGAACUAGCAAAAGUGAAGACUCUAGAGGGCAUUGUAGACGUCAACAGGGAGCUGAAACUACGAUGCCAGGAAGAAAUAGCUAAUCAGAAGGAAGGAGAAAAGCCAAAAGAAGGGUUGCCUUUUUUCCACUGGAUCUGUCAGCCAUACAUCAGGCCAGGGCCAAAGGAGAGAUGCAAGGAGAAUGGAGCCAGUGGGACUGAAAAAGGUGUGCGAGGGAAACGUGCUCUGGAAGAGGAGGAAGAUGGAAAUUCUGAGCUUCUGUCAAAGAAUAAACAAAAAAAAAAGUUAAGAAAUCCAAAUAAAAGCUUUGAUCCAUCUUUAAAACCCAAAUAUGCAAAAUGUGAUCAAUGUGGAAACCCUAAG